Messenger RNA from Solanum stenotomum, 588 nucleotides. RefSeq lists its product as uncharacterized. The transcript is spliced from 2 exons. NCBI's taxonomy places the organism in Eukaryota, Viridiplantae, Streptophyta, Magnoliopsida, Solanales, Solanaceae. The coding region runs from base 1 to 588 and encodes 195 amino acids. The record is from RefSeq and is a predicted model, not a curated record.
AUGGACUUCAUCACUAGUUUGCCUCGCACUGCACGGAGGUUUGAUCCCAUUUUGGUAAUUAUGGAUAGGCUGAUAAAAUUUGUGCAUUUCUUGCCAGUUAGGAUAAUAUAUUCAGCUGAAGAUUAUGCUAGGCUUUACAUUCAGGAGAUUAACUUAGAGCUUGAGGUAGAAGAUUGGGUUUUCCUGAAAGUAUCACCUAUGAAGGGCAUCAUGCGAUUCGGAAAGAAAGUGAAGCUCAAUCCUAGGUACGUUGGAUCAUAUAAGAUUAUUCGGAAGUUCGGUAUGGUGGCAUACGAGCUUGAUUUUCUUUCAGAAUUGGAAGCAGUUCUUCCUAUAUUUCCUGUUUUUAUGAUGCGGAAGUGUAUUAGAGAUCCUUCAUGUAUUACGCCCACUGAAAAUAUUUGUAUCGCUGAGGAUUUAUCUUAUGCAGAGGUACCAAUAGCUAUUUUAAAUUGGCAAGAAAGAAAGCUUCGAAAUAAAGAUGUAGCUUCGGGUAAAGUGUUAUGGAGAAAUAACAACGUCGAGGAAAUGACUUGGGAAGUGGAAGAGGAAAUGAGGAAGGAGUACCCCCAACUGUUUACGGCUUAA